Molecule: messenger RNA, 345 nt
Organism: Acaulospora colombiana
Lineage: Eukaryota; Fungi; Glomeromycota; Glomeromycetes; Diversisporales; Acaulosporaceae
Source: the annotation of a GenBank genome assembly
AUGGGUGCCAAUCUUUUGGGAGAAACCGUAAUGUUUGGAGUUGCGGCAUCAUUGAUUAUAUGGGAACAAACAAGUCGACAGUAUAAUUUAGAUGAUACAAUAGAAAAGCUAAAAGACGAAACCAGAGAAUUAAAAGCUGGUAUAGAAAAAUUGCAAGAUGAUAAUGAGAAUUUAAAAAAUCGAUUGAAUCAAGUUUUAGCAGCAGGACCAAAAUCAAAAUGGCGGACCGAAAGUGUCUCGGAGGGCGGUGGGUACAACCAGCAGGAAGAUCGCCAAGAGGAUCAGGUUGACGAAGUUGGUAAGGAAAAAAUUAAAGUGAAUAUGUUGAAGGAAGCAAGAACAUGA